This is a messenger RNA of Mercenaria mercenaria, 2195 nucleotides long. Its product is annotated as tRNA-splicing endonuclease subunit Sen2-like. The transcript has 10 exons. The record is from RefSeq and is a predicted model, not a curated record. Lineage: Eukaryota; Metazoa; Mollusca; Bivalvia; Venerida; Veneridae. Gene Ontology annotation, molecular function: nucleic acid binding; tRNA-intron lyase activity. Bases 137 to 2143 code for a protein of 668 amino acids. Gene Ontology annotation, biological process: tRNA-type intron splice site recognition and cleavage; tRNA splicing, via endonucleolytic cleavage and ligation. Gene Ontology annotation, cellular component: tRNA-intron endonuclease complex.
CAAUAACGCAAAAUGGCAGCCUCCAUGAAUUUUUGUAAUUUUUUGCGAUAUUUUAGUUGAUACAGCGUCGUUUUAACUUAGAGACAACUAAAUUUUUGAAAGUGAUUAAAGGGGAAAAAAGUGUCAUAAGACUGAGAUGAAUUCUGCCAAAGCUCCCAUAAGCCAGCACAGAAAAAAAAAAUAUGUGUUUAAAGAAAGAGAAGCACCAUUUCCUGUGCCAAUAGCAUCGAUUACAAGAGAGACACCAAGUGAAAACUACUGGUACCAUUAUACAGGUCAGAUACAGGGAGGCCAUGUAAUUGUUACUCACUCUGGUGAUAUUUCCUACCUCUAUAGAAUGGGUUAUUUUGGAAGAGGCCUGAUGUCUAGGGGAGCACCUGCUGUAUACAAGGAUCUGCCGUAUGUUCACCUUCCAUCUGCUGGGUUGGAGGAGCCUGAUGUUGUACAUGUAAUGAGGAGAAGAAUGUAUCUCAAACAUAUGAAAUGGAGAAAGGCGCAUGACAUAAGAUUGUCAAGUAAGGAGGGUGAAGAUGAUUCCAACAGACAAUCUGUUGCACCUGAAGAUGAGGAAUACAACAGUGAUGUAGAAUAUUUUCAUCCAGAUUACGUGCAUGGAGAUGAUAUGAAGUCAGAUACUCCUCAUCUGAAAACAACUUCUGUGAGAGAAAAUAUUCCUGGUACUUCUUCAGCUGUUAAUGAUACUGACAUUUCUGGGCAACAGAAUAAUAAUUUGGCCUUGAAUGCCGACUCAGCCAAUCAAAAAUCUUCUCUUUGGUCAUGGAAUGAGGAAUUAUCCAAUCAGAAAACCAGCAACGACUUUUGGGAUAACUCAACAGCCAAUGAAAAAGGAGCUACUGAUGCAUGGGAUAAGAUGGAAGCUGAUGAAGACUUUUGGGCAAGUGGAGAUAUGCCAGAUGAUAAAGAUAAAUCCAAAGAAAAUAGCAAACCUGUUGAAGGGGAAACUGUAUUUAAUAAUGCAGACUAUUGUAAUGUUCCAAAUGUUGCAAAGAAGAGAGAUCAAGAUGACAUUGAUGGUCCACUUGAAGUACCCGUUAAAAAAGUAAAAUUGUCUAAUGAAAUAAAUGAUGCAGAUGACUCAGAAAAAAUUAAUCAGUCAAGUUGUCAGUCAUUACCUCAAGGAUAUGCACUCACAGAUGAUGGAAGUAAAAGCGAAUGUCCAAGUAAUCAGAAUUAUAGUGUAACUAAUGAUACGAAAGUCAGUGAAAGUAAGGUUCUUGAAGGAGAAAGUAAAGAUGUUGUAGAAAGAAUUAAAGUUGAUGAACAAAAUAUAGAAAGAACUAUAAUUGAGGAAAAUGAUGGUCAUGUAGAAAGAAAUAAUGAAAAGGGAGCAUCAGACAAUAGUGAAAAUGCUGAAAAAAAUAGUGAAUCACACAUUGACAAAACAAAUUUAACAGAGUCAUUACCUAUUCAUCCUUACUGUAGACAAGACGAUGAUGAUGAUAAAGAUGAUGAGACUGCAGUAGCAGGUGAUGAAUUUCUUGUGAUAGAUGACUCUGAUAUAGAUGACAGCACAGAAAUAGUGCACAGAAAGGAAAAAUAUACCUGGACACCUAUCAGGAAGAAAGAAAUAUUUAACUUCAAUGAACCACUAGUGUUGAGUUUUGAAGAGGCAUAUUUCCUGUGCUAUGGUCUUGGUUGUUUUACGGUUCAAGAUGAGAAAGAGACCAGUCUUACGCUAACCGAUCUCUGGUGUAGAUUUUGUAACAAGCAGCAGUUUCUGCCCAGAUAUGUAGCAUAUCAUUACUUCCGGAGUAAAGGAUGGGUUCCUAAACCAAGCCUGUUGUUUGGAACAGACUUCAUUGUGUACAAAGUCGGACCAGAGUUUUACCAUGCAUCUUAUUCUGUGAUUGUGAAGACAGUUUACGAAGGUACAUUUGAAGAAGUGGAGGGUUACAACAGCAGGAAGUUAAACUGGACAAGUAUCUUUGGUCUCAACAGAGUUACAGAACAUGUUGCCAAGACUCUGGUAUACUGUUACGUAAUCAUGCCGAGGGAUCUAAGUGAUGAAGAAAGAAAAUCACCGGAAUGUAUAGCAAGGUUUAAAGUUAGGUUACAGACAGUGCAGAGAUGGGUCUCCUCUCAAGAAAGAGAUAAGGACAAAGUUGCAGAUGAUAUAACAUGAAUUCUAUUUUUACUGGAAAAAUAGUAGACAUAAUAAAAUUUGAUAUUUUAAA